This is a messenger RNA of Candida dubliniensis CD36, 1398 nucleotides long. RefSeq names its product peroxisome biogenesis protein. Bases 1 to 1398 code for a protein of 465 amino acids. The transcript has a single exon. The record is from RefSeq and is a predicted model, not a curated record. Gene Ontology annotation, biological process: peroxisome organization. NCBI's taxonomy places the organism in Eukaryota, Fungi, Ascomycota, Pichiomycetes, Serinales, Debaryomycetaceae. Gene Ontology annotation, cellular component: peroxisomal membrane.
AUGGAAGCGAGUCUGGGAUCUACUAAGAAUGAGAAAGCUACACCACAGAGUGUAGUUGGAGAGAGUGCAACCGUCCCGGGUACGAGUACUGAAACAACAACGGAAUUGAGGGCAAACUUUGCUGAUGCGACAGAUCCAAAGAUAAGUGCAAAACCACAAUCUUCUCCAUUGUUAUCGUCGACGCCGCCGCUGGUUUCCAAGGCAUUGGUGAAUUCGUAUCCGUACUUGAUUAUUAUAAAUAAAAUUCUCUCCAUCACAACAUGGACUAAUGACGAUUACUGGGUCAAUGUGGUUAUUAUAAGCUUGUAUGCCUUGGUUGUUUUAUACUUUGAGAAUUUAGUCAUUUGGCUGGGACAUUUAAUUCUUGUGGCAAUAUUGAUUUCGUAUGCGUUGUUGAACAACAAGAUCAUUAAAGAGGCGAAUUUGCACCCUACGUUGGAUGAUGUUGUUCAGGCUUUGACGUCUACAUGUGUUAAGGCCGACAUCUUAUUGCUGCCAAUCACAUCGUUAUCGUUAACUGCAUAUGACAUUAAGAGAUUAAUAUUCACUACGUUGUUUUUGACUCCGGUUUAUCUUGUUGUUACGUUUUUGUUAAUCAAACCAAGAACAAUAUUAUUGUUGAGUGGAGUGUACUUGCUUACGUACCAUUCGUCGUACUCGAUAGUCACCAGAAGGAUUCUUUGGAAGUUGAAGAUUGUGAGACUAAUUUUCUUUUAUUUGACGGGGUUGGAUUUAUCAGAGACCAAGAAUCAUUCUCUUUUUGCUGCGGCAUUUGCAAAGGUUAGCAGUAGUGGCACCACUUCCUCCAAGUCAAACAAACCUGUUAGAUUCACAUAUGUCAUAUACGAAAACCAAAGAAAGUGGUUGGGUAUUGGUUGGACAAGUAAUUUAUUGUCCUAUGAAAGGACUCCUUGGACAGAUGAGUUUUUAAAUGAGAGUAGUUCUAUUGAUUCGUUUAAAUUGCCAAAUGCUUCUGAUGAUGCUGCUAAUGGGGAUUCAAACAUGCAAGGUGCUACUUGGAGAUGGGUCGAUAAGACAUGGAGGUUGGACUUAACUAAUGAUGGUGCAAUUACCUUAUCGAGCUCCAAGAGGUCGAAGACAACUGCCAAUCCAACUAAUGAUGAAGGGUUUAUAUACUAUGACAAUACAUGGAAAAAACCUUCUACAGAAGAUACAUUUUCCAAAUACACCAGAAGAAGAAGAUGGAUACGGACUGCAGAAUUGAUCUUUGAUAAUAAACAGGACGAUGUGUUGGACUCUCCAGAAAAAGUGACGGCAACUGGAGUGAGUGUUCAAGACUCUACAACCAAUAAAAAAGUCAAGAGCUUGCGAUUUGCCGAAGACGAACAGGAAAGCAACAAAGAAAAAUCAGCUGAUACUGAUAAGAAAAAUGAUUAA